AUGGGUCUGAAAGCUUUCCUCAAGAAAGAGCACAAAGCGCCUUCAAACGACGAUGUUGCUUCUCACACCACCGCAUCGGAGAAGGACGAUAUGGAGCAGGCAUACGGACACAACACCGACAUCACGACAGGGUGGACAGGCGAUGGAUUUGCUGGAGCAACUGAAUACCCUAAUGCGCCAGGAGAAAACUACCGUACACUGGGCCGAUGGCGAGCGUGCGUUAUCUUAAUUACGAUUGAAGUCGGAAUCGGUAUCCUCAGUUUGCCCUCUGCACUCAAGACGCUCGGCCUGAUACCCGGAAUCAUCGCAAUCCUUGGAUUUGGUGGAUUGACCACCUACUGCGGUUUCAUCCUUCUCCAAUUCUACCGGAGAUACCCAAUGGUGACAAACUUGGUCGACUGCGCAUUGUACGUCGGAGGCAAGCCAUUCGAAUACUUUCUUGGAAUCGCCUUUGUUCUCAACCUUGUUCUCAUCUGCGCUUCAGCCAACAUUACUCUGUCUGUCGCUCUCAACACGCUCUCGCGCCAUGCCCUCUGCACGGUGGCUUUCCUGGCAUUUCCCCACGUCCUCUGUUGGCUACUCUGCAUCCCACGAAAGCUCUCUUUCGCCGCCGCGGCUAGCUGGGUAUGCACAAUUUCUAUCGUGGCUGCGGUUCUGAUCGUCAUGAUUGCACUCGGUGUUGCUGGACCAAACGCCCCACCUGGAUUCGACGUCUCGAUAGAUUUGGUUGGAAAGCCUACUUUCGUCGAGACUGUCAACGCUCUGCUCAACGUUGCUUUUGCAUUCGCAGGAAAUCAGAGCUUCAUCAGUGUUAUGGCUGAGAUGAGAGACCCAUCCAAGGACUUCCCUCCUGCGCUCUUUAUGCAGAAGUCUUUCGAAGUCGUCAUCUAUAUCGUGGUUGCCUGUGUCAUUUAUGGCUUGGCAGGCGAUGCCGUUACAUCUCCCGCGCUCGGUUCGGCUCCUGAGUUGACGGCUAAGAUCGCCUACGGCAUUCUUAUCCCCUCCGUGCUGGGAACUGGCCUGAUUAUCGGUAUUACUGCCAUCAAAUUCAUGUAUAUUACCAUCAUGCGUACGGCAAAGCCUGAGCAGGUCAACGUUCACAACACAUUCACCUGGACUCUCUGGAUCGGCCUCGGCGCCCUUUUCUGGAUCGUAUCGUUCAUCAUCUCCAAUGCGAUUCCAAUCUUCUCAUCGAUUCUCAACAUCUCAUCCGCCAUCUUCAUCUCGUGGUUCACCUUCGGACUCACGAGCAUCUUUUGGCUGCAUCUGAACUGGAAGACUCAAUGGAGUACACCGCGAAAGAAGGCCCUGGCCGUUGUCAACUACGCCAUCAUGAUGAUGACCAUAUUUCUGAUGGUGGGAGGGUUAUACACAUCCUUGAAGGCGCUCAUCGACAUCUACAAUGAUCCUGAUAGCACCUUAAACGGACCGUUCACUUGCGCGGAUAAUAGUAUAUUUUAG
Alternaria atra is the source of this 1461-nucleotide messenger RNA. RefSeq lists its product as uncharacterized. Lineage: Eukaryota; Fungi; Ascomycota; Dothideomycetes; Pleosporales; Pleosporaceae. Gene Ontology annotation, biological process: amino acid transmembrane transport. Gene Ontology annotation, cellular component: vacuolar membrane. Gene Ontology annotation, molecular function: amino acid transmembrane transporter activity. The record is from RefSeq and is a predicted model, not a curated record. The coding region runs from base 1 to 1461 and encodes 486 amino acids. The transcript is spliced from 2 exons.